AUGAGUCUAACAAUUGCAAAUGAUGGAAGCCCAGUCAUCGACUCGGAGGAAACUCCGUUGUUGAAGCAACACAAGAGGACCCCAUUACCAAUCUUGCAGAUCGGCAUAGGUCUCCUCCUGCAAAUCUGUGAGCCCAUAUGCAGCCAAUCUAUAUACCCAUACAUCAACGAACUGGUAAGCACCCUUGACAUUACCGAGGGCGAUGAAAGAAAAGUUGGAUAUUACGCUGGUUUGAUUGAAUCUUUGUUCUUUGUCACGGAAGCGAUAACUGUACUGCAGUGGAGUCGACUUUCCGACCACAUAGGUCGAAGGCCCGUUAUAUUGGUCGGCCUGGCGGGCAUAAUGUUUUCAAUAUUAUGUUUUGGUUUGUCGCACACCUUUGUCACCCUUGUCAUUAGUCGCUGCCUUUGUGGCCUGCUAAACGGAAACAUCGCCUUUGCUUUAAUCCCUGUCACUUGGUCUAUGGGUAUGUCACUAGGGUACAAGGAAUUUCCUUAUUUUCUUCCUUGCAUCGCAAGUGCAAGCGUCGUGUUUGUAGUUUUUGUCGUCACAGCGCUAUUUUUGAAAGAAACGGUUACAAAACAAAAUACCCAACCAAAGCGUCCGUCAUCCGAGUCCUCAACUGACUGUACCCUGGCUGAGGCGCUGGAACCCUCUUCAUCUCAUGAGCCUCUUCCACUUCAAAAACUCCUGGUGUUUCCUGUCGUUAUUUCAAUCCUCAACUACGCGACAUUGGCGCUCCUGAACAUUUCCGUCAAUGCCCUUUUGCCAUUAUUCUUCCACAUGCCCCUUGACAUGGGUGGCCUUAACCUCGAACCGGCAACUAUUGGAUACAUAAUUGGUGUCUACGGUGCAGGGACAGGCCUUUUUCAGUUCUUGUUCUUCGCCAAGUUGGUUCGGAGGUUUGGCCCAAGGCGAAUAUUUGUAACGUCGCUUUCGGCAUUCAUCCCGAUCUUCCUCAUAUUCCCUGUUGUUAACAUUGUCGCAAAAAAACUCGGUGUCUCCCUACUCGUUUGGGUCUUGGUCGGUUGUCAACUAGUCUUAUUAUUUUUCAUGGAUACAGCCUAUGGUUGCAUCUUCAUGUACAUCACGGCGUCAGCGCCCAACAAACGUUCACUGGGAGCAACAAAUGGUCUAUCACAGACCACUGUUUCUGCAGCGAGAGCCAUCGGUCCCGCCCUAUCGACAUCCCUUUUCUCGUUCUCUGUGGAGCGAAAUAUCUUGGGGGGCUAUGCCAAUCAGUAG
Laccaria bicolor S238N-H82 is the source of this 1245-nucleotide messenger RNA. RefSeq lists its product as uncharacterized. NCBI's taxonomy places the organism in Eukaryota, Fungi, Basidiomycota, Agaricomycetes, Agaricales, Hydnangiaceae. The record is from RefSeq and is a predicted model, not a curated record. The transcript is spliced from 8 exons. Gene Ontology annotation, molecular function: transmembrane transporter activity. Gene Ontology annotation, biological process: transmembrane transport. Bases 1 to 1245 code for a protein of 414 amino acids.